Eurytemora carolleeae is the source of this 2366-nucleotide messenger RNA. RefSeq lists its product as uncharacterized. The record is from RefSeq and is a predicted model, not a curated record. The transcript is spliced from 22 exons. Lineage: Eukaryota; Metazoa; Arthropoda; Copepoda; Calanoida; Temoridae. Bases 131 to 1996 code for a protein of 621 amino acids.
AACAUUUAGAACAGAAAAAAAUGUGAAUAAAAUGGAGACAUAGAUAAAUAAAAUAAUGGCGAAUAUAAAUAGAUCUAAAUUUUCUUUGCGCAUUUUUAAGUUUGAUUAACAGUUUACCGAUAACCCAGGAAUGGACAGGAUGAAUUACUUUUUCAUCUUUAUUCUUCAUUUUCACCUUUCUGUAUCGCAACCUGGAUAUUAUCUCAGGCUAUUUGAUAUUCCAGAUCUGUGCCCAUUCAUGUCUUUUUCUUAUCCAUGGAGUCAGCAAAUUAGAGAGUUGAACAUUGUUAAAUACAAGGAUUUUUCUCUCAGCAUCAAGGAUUUUACUCGCAGAAAACUUCAAAAUAAUAAAAGUGACCGUGCUGACUAUAUCAAGAAAUUUCCAAACUUGAAAAAUAACCAAAAAGUUCACAUCGGACCUAGCAGUGUAAGAUAUCAGACUGUUGUAAUAGGUUGGAAGGGUUGGAAGGUGACCGUAACAGCUGCGGGGGCAAGUCUUAACAAUACUGAUGCAAUGAUUGUUAACAAAACAGAGAUCAUAGCAUGGGGUUCUAUUAUUACAAGAACGAAGAGAACAUACAGUAUAGAUGAACCUUUGAAGACAUCAGAAGAACAAAUUCUUUUUCAAGAUUUGGAUUUGGAUAUAAAAAUCAGAAUUCUUAUAACAGAUGAACAGUUCUCAGUUCAAGAAGCCAAGAAAGAAAUGCCAAAACCUUGGAUUGAAAUAAUUCAUUUCCCCUUCCAUAUAGAAACUGGAGAAAUCCUAAAGGAAAGUGUACUCUCACCAACAUUGGAUAAAAGUGAAAACAAAACUGAAAUAUUAGCUAAUAGUGAAAUUGAACCAGAAUCUACUGAAAAGGAAAGUGUACUCUCACCAACAUUGGAUAAAAGUGAAAACAAAACUGAAAUAUUAGCUAAGAGUGAAAUUGAACCAGAAUCUACUGAAAAAAAAGAGUCUACCCUAAUGAAAGAAAUUGACACUGAAACUCUGAAAGAUGAUUCUGAAUGUGUAAACGACGGACAAGAAUAUAAUCUUGAAACUCUGAAAGAGGAUUCUGAAUAUGUAAACGACGGACAAGAAUAUAAUAUUGAAACUCUGAAAGAGGAUUCUGAAUCUGUAAACGACGGACAAGAAAAUAAUCUUGAAACUCUGAAAGAGGAUUCUGAAUAUAGAAAUUACACGGAAGAAUAUAAUCUGAUUGAAUCGGAUUUGAACAGAAUUAAUUUAGAACUAAGAUUCAGUGGUUUGUUGGUAGACACACAAUUACUUCAAGGACUUAGAAUGCUUGGAGAGAAUUGUAAAACAUUUAAAUGCAUUAAGAGGCUUGUUUGUGGGGUAGAAGGACAUUGCUGUAGAUAUAUUCUAGGGCACAGCGUUCUAUUUUUUGACCAGUAUCCCAAGGAGUAUACUGAAAACUUUGUUACGUUUUCAAGGCGAUAUCCUUGUCCUGGCAAUAUACCAUAUAGUUCAGGGUGUCCCAAAGGAUGGAUAAGAUAUGACUACUAUUGCUACUGGAUUGGACACUGGGAGUUAGACUGGAAGGAAACUUCCAGGGUUUGCAGGGAUGAAUACUCUGAGGUUCCUAUACUGCUAGAUUCUACGGAGCAUGAUCUACUAGAGCACAUAGGAGUGAACACGAGUGUUUGGAUCGGACGGGAUCAGACAAGAUCCAACUGUAACGUCCUCAGUACCGACGGUAAAAUUCAAGAAGUGAAGUGCACUAGUAAACACCAUUUUCUCUGUAAAAAGAUUGGUUGCUUGUAUAAAAGUUGCUGUAAGCUCACUAUUAAAGAGUAUGAAGUUUGGGAGAGACAAGUGCUUGGUAUUUCUGUUAUACUUCGGCCUAGAAUCAUCCUUACAAUGGUCGAAGAUGAAAAUGAGAUAUUACUGAUUAUUGCAUACAGCCUUCUGUUAGUUACAAUUGGGUUUGUAAUCACCUACAGAAUUGUGCGGAGAAAGCUGGACAAUAACGCCUACCGAAACCAAAUACCGUAAAAGUUAAAACUAAAUUUUUAGUUGAAAUAAAAAAAAACUUAUAAAAUGAAUAAGCCUUUGUCACAAUCUCUGAUCUGUCUAAUCCCUCCAUCUUUGAAACCCAAAUUCGUAGACCUAAGAUUCUUCAAACUACAAAAACUGUUUGACAAAAAGUCUCAAAGACUUUAUUACUUUCUCAUAAUUUUCCUGCUUUCUUUAUAAAAUUAAUAAAUGGUUCUUACAAGUUCACAACUAUAAAAACUGUUUUUUUUUCUCAUUUCUUAUUUUGGACUUUUUCGUUGAGUUGUGUAAAAGGUCUAAAAGAUUAAUAAGGAACUUUUAUAACAUUAAACAUAAUGUGUCCGAGUUUAUAAAUAAAUAUCAAACUGUU